This is a messenger RNA of Pedinophyceae sp. YPF-701, 1953 nucleotides long. Lineage: Eukaryota; Viridiplantae; Chlorophyta; Pedinophyceae. The record is from the annotation of a GenBank genome assembly.
AUGUACCGCGGUGCUGCGUUCGGCCUCGCAACGCUAUCCACCGCUCUGGUGGGCGUACGGGAGAUGGGCAAGCCAGCGAAGGAGCUCCAAGGCGGCGACGAGCUGGUGGAUAGGAUUGAGACGCCGCAGAACCCCGUUCUGUUCGCCUGCCAGUCCAUUUACCGCACCACGGAGUUUUGGAGGCGCGCCAUUGGGAUUUACGGGGCAUACAAGGUCGCGCAGGUGAGGGCGGCGAUACGGCAUGCGCAGGGGGAGAGCGAGGAGUCGCUGCAGGAGGGGUUUUGGGCCGACCACCAUGCGUGGGCGGGGAGGGAAAUGUACAAGCUGAGCGUCGACUUGAGGGGCUUCUACCUCAAGACAGGGCAGUUCUUCGGCGCGCGUGCCGACUUCAUUCCGCUCCCGAUCUGCAAGGAGCUCUCGAAACUCCACGACCAGGUGCCCCCGAUGCCCGCCCAGCAGGCGAAAAAGAUGCUCACCGAGGAACUCGGUGUUCCUCCGGAAGAGGUCUUCGAGUGGAUCGACUUCGACACCCCCCUCGGCUCCGCAUCCAUCUCCCAGGUCCACCACGCCAGGCUGCGCCCCGGCAUGACGCCCGAGCGCCUCGCGCAGCUGCAGCAAGAGGCCGCGCAGCAACGAGCGCGCAGCAAAGGCGCCGCCCCGGCGGCCCCUGUCGCGACCGUCCCGACGGUGACGGCGCAGGACGAGAGCGUCGUGCACCGCGCCGCCGCCAAACAAUACCCCCCCGGAAUCGACGUGGCGGCGAAGGAGGAGUUCCAGGACCCUGACUACGCCACCCGCGUUCCCGAGGAGGACCCCACGCGCCUCACGAGCAGGAUCGUCUACGCCGCUCACGAGAUCCCCCCGCACGCGCGUGAUACGUUCGGCAUGGUCCCUACGGGCGUGACGGGCGCGCGCGACGACGGAAGCGGCAAGCGUGGGCGAUGGGGUUGGCUGCGGUGGCUGGGCUUCUGGCGCAAGAAGGGCGCGCUGACAAAGGAGGGGGCGGUGGGCGCGGAGGAGACGCAGCGGGAGGUGGCGGUGAAGAUCCAGUACCCCGGGGCGCUUGAUAUCAUGACUCAGGACCUGGUGAACAUUCGGGCGGCGGCGGGGUUCUUGCAGCGGACGGAGAUCCAGUUCGACAUGGUGAGCGCGAUCGACGAGCUGGCGCGGCAGAUCCGGAUGGAGUUCGAUUUCACGCGGGAGGCGGAGGUGAUGGACAAGGUGGCGGACGACUUGAUGGUUAUCGACGACAGGGUCACGGUUCCGAGGUCGGUGCCGGGGCUCGUGACGCCGCGCGUGCUCGUGAUGGAGUACAUCAAGGGCACGCAGAUCAUGAAGCUGGAGGACAAGUUCCGGGAGCUGUCAAAGAUGCAACGGCAGGCCGCGGCGCGGCUGCUGCUCGACCGCCUCUCGGACGCGUACGGGCACAUGAUUCUCGGGUCGGGGCUCUUCCAGGCGGACUGCCACCCCGGGAACAUCCUCGUGAUGGAGGGGGGGCGUAUUGGGCUGAUUGACUACGGCCAGAGCAAGCAACUGACCGACGAGGAGCGGAAGUCGUUUGCGACGAUGGUGGUGGAGAUGGAGCGGGGCGACAAGGACCGCGUGUGCGAGGCGCUGUGGGGCAUGGGCGUGGUCACGGACAACCCGAACGAGCUGUCGGACGAGGAGUACCGCAGCACUGUCGCGGUGAUGGCCACCGGGAUGUUUGACACCCGCGGGAGAGUCGACCCGUUCGACCCGGACUCCCCCAUCAAGAAGGUGCCCGUCAAGGCGUUCCCGGCGGACAUGUUCUUCAUCUUGCGGACGGUCCAGCUCCUCCGCGGCCUCAAGGAGGCCAUGGAGCUCGAGAAGGACUACUCGGUGACGGACCGGUGGGUGAAGCUGGCACGCAAGGCGCAGAAAGACCCCGCGGCAAACAGCACCGCGGCCGCGGCCGCGUCGUUCAACGCGUAG